AAUGGAAAGCAGCCAUUUUAUGGGCUCCUGACCAACUCUGCUGUUUUGUGUUUUUUUUUGCGCUAAUCACAUUUUUGGGGGGACAUAAUGUUUCCACAAUGACCGAAAGAGCUUCUGGACAUCAGAACAGCAAUCACUAACCUUGAUUUGGAUGAAGAUUUCUACUUCAACGAGUCAGAGGCGCACUUCAUACUGCUCACCCCUGACCAGGCCCUAAUCCUGUAGACUCAAAAAAGAACAAUGCGGUUUAAUUGGAUAGUCUCGAACGGAGCUUGUCCAGUUUGUUCUCUGGUGAUUGUACGUUCGCCAAUAGAACUGAGGGUAGAGGCAGUUUAUGCACUCACCGUUUCCUCUGCGUGCUCUCCUCUCUUAACAGGACCUGAAGAACUGUAAUAUACUAGGUUUCUUGGAGUCGUGGCUGAACAAGGACAUUGAUAAUAAACAUCUAGGUGGUUUUUCUAUGCAUCGGCAGGACAGAACAUCAGUGUCUGGCCAGGAGCGAUUUGGGAACAUGACGCGGGUGUACUAUAAGGAGGCGGUGGGGGCAUUCGUGGUGUUUGACGUGACGAGGGGCUCCACGUUUGAGGCCGUGUCCAAAUGGAAACACGACUUGGACAGCAAGGUGAAACUGGCCAAUGGGAGCCCUAUCCCCUCAGUGCUGCUGGCCAAUAAGUGUGACCAGAAAAAUGAGACCUCCAACAACACUUCCCUCAUGGACAACUUCUGUAAAGAGACUGGCUUCCUGGGCUGGUUCGAGACCUCGGCCAAGGUGGGAAAAGGCAGUGUGGAACAUCGAACACUGAAUAGAUGGGGAAAAAUCAAAGGCAAGAAUAGCAUGAAAAGGACAACAUCAACGUGGAUGAGGCAGCUCGGUUCCUGGUGGAGAACAUCCUGCUCAAUGACAAGGGCCUGCCGUACGAGGAGAGCAACGGAGACCGCAUCAAACUGGACCAGGAGACGAUGGCUGCCGAGAGUAAGUCAGGCUGCUGCUAGCAGUGAGGACUCCUUCUGUGUCCACCCUCCGGCUCGCACCCCAGCCCGCCUCACACAGAAGGCCUAGAGGUCAAGGACUGGGUCUCCGAGCGCCCCCUACCGCAGCCCUCAGCUCCUGUCUCUACUAUCACAACAGGGGCUGCUGUUCAGGGAGGGUGUGACCCUGAACCCAAUUCCUCACUCUAAGCUGUCAUUACUAUGGACUUCCUAACUUCUAACCCCCCCCCAUGCGGAAGGGGUACUGUCCAGGGAGUGGGUCCCGGCAGAUCUCAACCCACUGACUCUGGACCCUGCCAACCCCAUCCCAACACGUUUCCCCCCUCCUUGCCCCCAGACGUGAUCUAGUGCCCUCCCUGAUGCUCUGUGUUAUGAGGCUCUGGUUGUGGAAGACAGGGGAGCACCCUGAUGGAGGUGACAUUAGAUAUAGAAACUUACCCUCUUACCAUUACCAGUAUGUUCUCGUUGUUCUGACACUGUUGUCACAAUUACGCUUGUAACUGUCAUGUUUCAUAUGGUGCCAAGAGGUUUAAAAAGAAUAAUAAUGUUAAGGUGUAAACAAAGGUGGGACUAAGGCUGUGGUAUAACUAAUACGUUUUUGUCUGUUUUUUUAUCAUGAUGAUCUGUGUAAUGUUUGAGUGUUCUAGACAAUGCUAGUCACACAAAUAAGUCUUGAAAGAAACAAAAAAUAACAGAGGGUACCAUAGGAUAGAUCAGUUUUAAUAUUGCAGAUAAUUUGAUAGAAUCUAAAAUCUAAUAGUUUGCAUAAUUUCUAAUCCUGUUUAUUUUUACCCAACACUACCACCCCUCCCCAGAUUGGAGUAAACUCACGAACCACAAUACUUUAUCUGCUCAACAAUACUUAUACUGCUACUUACAGCUUUCACAUGUCCGGUGCAUGUAGUUAACUAAUUAUACAUAUAUUCCUCAUUUCCUCUUUCUGCAGUUGCUGGAUUUUCACUUGAUGUCUUUGUGAUAGAUGUACUCUUUCGUACUAAGAGGUGUAUUUUUUUAAACAUUGUGUUUGAUCAUGGAUGUAUAAUUCCUUGUGAGGUACAAAAAGCAUCAGGCAGGGGAGUGAACCAUCCCUCUGCCCAGGAAGUUGAGUAUCAUAGGCAAGUGUAAAAGCUUUUUUAAAGUGCUGGGUCUAUCAAAUGUAUGUGACAUUAUACAUUGAAUCAACUACAAGAACAAAAAAUAAAACAUUUUAAUUGCA
Molecule: messenger RNA, 2206 nt
Organism: Oncorhynchus gorbuscha (pink salmon)
Lineage: Eukaryota; Metazoa; Chordata; Actinopteri; Salmoniformes; Salmonidae
Product: ras-related protein Rab-32-like
Exons: 4
Coding region: 461-1060 (199 amino acids)
Biological process (GO): melanosome organization; intracellular protein transport; vesicle-mediated transport
Cellular component (GO): endomembrane system; trans-Golgi network; melanosome
Molecular function (GO): GTPase activity; GTP binding
Source: RefSeq, a predicted model, not a curated record